AUGAAUUAAAUUUCUUAAAAAACAGGACAUAUUAACGAAGGUAAAGAUUAUAGGAAAAAGUUAUAGAUGGACAAUUAAAGAGAAAAAUGGCAAAUUUCAAGAGAAACAUUGAUCUAAAAAUAUAGUAUUUUAUUUAAUCCACUGAAAAGAGAAUGAAACAGAGUCAAAAUUUAAAACAUUCAAUUAAAUUCAAUCGUUUAGAUGGAAUAUAAAUUAUUUUAAGUUGGGAGAAUAGGAAUAUAAAUAAAUGUAAAUUAUAUAUAAGUAUAGGUAAAUAAUAAUAAAAUAGUCGAGGGGAUCAUAUGAUGAGGGAAAAGAAUAGAUUAAAGUUGGAGACUGGAUAGAGUUGGAUGAAGGAUUUGAUAAAAACACAUAAGUCACUUUUCGGAGUGAAUAUAAUUAGAAAGGUAUGA
Messenger RNA from Paramecium sonneborni, 413 nucleotides. NCBI's taxonomy places the organism in Eukaryota, Ciliophora, Oligohymenophorea, Peniculida, Parameciidae. The record is from the annotation of a GenBank genome assembly.